GCCCAGCGCUGCCGGGAGCCGCCGCCGCUCGGUCCGGCCGGUCCGUGCCCGGAGCCGCCGCCGCGGGAGCCGCCAGUCAUCAAAGGAGCCUUUAAAGGAACCUCCAAGAGGCUGAUUGCUAAGACUCCAUAGAUCCCCAGGAAGACAAAGGUUGACCAGCCUCGAUCACAGUGUUAGAGACCUGAAGCGAGGAUCCUGACAGAUGCAGUACAGCCUGACUUCUUGAGGAGAACAAGUAUUUCCCUGAAAGUCUGUCCCCUCAAAGCAGCACACAGGACAAGCUUGGAUAGAAAGAGAUACAUGGGACACACAGACAAUUAAACACUGGAACAGACACUGUGCUUCAAGUCCCAAGAUUAGUAAAGGAGGAAUUGGACAAAGGACCCUGAAGACCAUGGAGGGAGACUGUCUGAGCUGCAUGAAAUACCUGAUGUUUCUUUUCAAUUUCUUUAUAUUUCUGGGAGGAGCAUGCCUGCUGGGACUCGGAAUCUGGGUCAUUGUGGAUCCCACAGGUUUUCGAGAGAUAGUGGCAGCCAACCCCCUGCUCUUCACGGGAGCGUACAUCAUGCUGGCCAUGGGAGCCAUGCUCUUCCUGCUGGGCUUCCUGGGCUGCUGUGGUGCCAUCCGUGAGAACAAAUGCCUCCUGCUCUUUUUCUUCAUGUUUAUUUUGCUAAUCUUCCUGGCGGAGCUUUCAGCUGCAAUCCUGGCUUUUAUAUUCAGAGAAAACCUGACCAGAGAGUUCUUCACCAAGGAGCUGAAGAAGCACUACCAGAGGAACAACGACACGGACGUCUUCUCUUCCACCUGGAACUCUGUUAUGAUCACAUUUGCCUGCUGUGGAGUGAACGGACCAGAAGAUUUUGAAGAUAUUCGUCACGUGCCAUAUUCUUCUUUGGAAAAGUCAACACCAGAGGCUUGCUGCCAGCGAGAGCUCCAGAGCCGGGAGGGGAUGUUUGUCAACAAGGAAGCUUGUCUAGAAGGCAUUGAGAGGUUUCAGAACCGGCAGGGAUGCUACACCGUGAUCCUGAACUCCUUUGAGACGUACGUGUACCUGGCAGGAGCUCUUGCCAUCGGAGUGCUGGCAAUUGAGCUGUUUGCCAUGAUCUUUGCGAUGUGUCUCUUUCGAGGGAUCCAGUAAGUGGCCCAUGAACCACCGCGUUCCCCACAUGCUCAGAAGAAAGAAGGAAAAUCUGAAGAAACAAAACCUGAAAACGCCCAAAAAAAACUUUAUUUUUUUUAACAAAAUGGGACAGGGAUAAAAAAAUAAAAAGAAAAAAAGAGGGUUGUAAUAUAUGAAUGACCAAAAGGAUUGUACUUCAGGGGCUGGAACUUUGAGGUGAUGUGCACUACACUGUACACCGGACCCUUGCCCAGAGCCACCCGCAGCAACCGUGGAGCAGGAGCCCAGAGCCACCGAUUGCACUAGAGACGGAUGGAGCCGGUGGGGGUGAGGGAGGAGGAGCACAGCUGCCUCUCACACCAGGCUGAGCCUACAUUCACCACUUCAUCGUGCUUUAGACAACAAAGGACCCAAGAACAGACAUGAAGGGGCUGCAUAAGGCAACAGGUUGGCCUUGACUGUCCAGGUGGGUUUGAAACAAGCAGUGGUGGCUUGUCUAAGCAGGUGUAGUCAACAUCUGCAAGAUUCUGGCUUUAAUUCCCAGCCACAGGAUGAGAACACUCAUUCUUCAGUGGAAGCAUUGCCCCUGUCGUGUGAAACUUGUCAGAGAUAUCAAGCACUUCAGUGAGGCUGGCUUUUCUCUGGAACUCCAAGCAGGAGCAAUGUGAUCUAACUUAACAAUGGGACUCAGCUAAGGCUGGCUGAGGGUCAAGAGUUUGGUGCCUACCUUUCUGUUUUUACUAAGAUUUAUUGUUCACUGUUGUGAAAGAGACCAAAUGGUUCCCUGCUGUGUUCCCAUCUCCUGGGGAAAAAAUGGCUCUGGUCAAGCAUCAUUGAUACUGCUGCCUUCCUGAGAAGGGAGGAUAUAAUGUUUAAAUCUUGUCAGCCUUUGCCUUUCCUCUGAUACUUGCAAAAAAAUGGUUUGUGGUGCUCUGUUAGCAUAAAUAUUUGCAGUGGUUUCUGCAUGUUUUUCCAGCCUUAAGGAGAGGUCCAGACAUGGUGCUGGAUUGAAGAGGCUGAAGUUUGUCAACCACUCCCAUGAUGGUUUCCUGGACCAGUCUGGUGGAAUCAUUUCUGGUCAGAGAAUUUCCCCUGAGAUUCUCCCAUGGGCUCAUGAUGAAAGUAACCAAGUCAGAAUUGUUUUAGUUGAUAGUGUUUCCUCCCUUGAGAUAGUUUGGUAUUUAACUAACAUGUCACCUGCUCAAUCAUUUGGAAGUGAACCUGAGAAAGAUGGCUGGGACUGGACCUUGGUCAGAGAUUAAGCUGGAGCUACUGAGACCCCAGGAAUGAUCCAAGAACACCCUGUGUGCAGCCACACUGCUCCAGCUGCUGCUGUGGCUGUGGAUAUUGAUUUGCAUAGGUGACUAGUUUCUCAUCUGGAAUCAUCGAUCCCUGCUGCCUUAAUUGUUCAUCUGGUCACUUACUCCCUGACCCCAAACUCAUUUUACUGGGGAAUGACAGAAGGGGAUGUGGUUUCUUGUUUAGAUUUACAAAAUUUUUACAAAUUUUAUAGGCUCAGAUUAUGGGAGCACUUUUAUAUAGGCUCAAACCAGCUCCUCGGAAAGCCGUAAUCUCUGGCAAGGAAGGAGCAGAGCAUUAAACUUGGUGCCCAGGUUUUGCAGCAGCAGCACGUUCAUCCUCUGGCUGUUGCCUUAUACCUCUGAGGCUGUGUCCUUUGAGCUCUCCCAGUGGCACUGCACAGACUACAGGCAAGGAAGGAAAGCAGCAGAAAGCUGGGGCCACAAUAGACAAAGAUUAUGGCUAAGUAUCUAGGUUGGGGAACCAGGAUACUAGGGAACAGGAAGGAGGCAUUAGGAGCUUUUCCAAGCUUCAUUUGAGAACAAUUUAUUCAAUGGCAAGAGAGGGCUGGGCAGGUAGAGCUGCAGCCUCCCCAUGCUGCAGUCAGCAUAUUCCAGCAACAAAAUAUGUUGCCAGGGCUGCUGAGCAGCAUCAGAUGUUGCAUUAAAUCUUCUGGAAAUAUGUCCAGAACUAUUUCCCUCUGGACCUCCUUGUAAUGAGGCAUUUUAGCAUUAAUCUCUGGUCUGUUGUUUAAUAAAGAAAAACAGUUUUGUUAGCCAAAA
Messenger RNA from Melospiza georgiana, 3201 nucleotides. RefSeq names its product tetraspanin 18 (gene TSPAN18). NCBI's taxonomy places the organism in Eukaryota, Metazoa, Chordata, Aves, Passeriformes, Passerellidae. The coding region runs from base 395 to 1138 and encodes 247 amino acids. The record is from RefSeq and is a predicted model, not a curated record. The transcript has 11 exons. Gene Ontology annotation, cellular component: membrane.